AUGUCUUCUGAUAUUUUUAAUAAUGAAUAUGUGUCAGAUUUUGAAGAUUCAAAACUUGAUAACACUCAAGAAACUUUAAUUAAUAAUAACCUUGAGAACUUAAAUUUAGAAGAAACAAGUGAUAUCAUUGAUAUUCCUAUAAAUGAAUCUGUAGAUGAACCAACUUUUACUUUAGAAGAUAAUCAACAAAAAGGAAAAACUUCUUCUUCAGUCUGGAAAUUUAUGUAUAAAAAAUACAAUGAUGAAGGAAAAUUUAUAGCAAUAGUUUGUAAUUUGUGUAAAAAGGAAUAUGAAACAAAAACUUCAACAAGUCCACUUAAAGAACAUUUAAUUAAAGAGCAUAAGCAUAAUGUCAUUAUUAAACAACAAACAAAAUUGAAUUUUAUUAAAAAACCAUAUGACAAAGAUGAUGUUAUUAGAAUAAAAGAUUACAAUGAUGCUCUUCUUAAUUUAGUUAUUGGAUAUCAACUACCUUUUGCUAUUGUAAAUAAUAAAUGGUUUGAUGAAUUUUGCAAAACAAUGGAUUUAAGAUUUACAUUACCUUUUUGA
This is a messenger RNA of Diversispora eburnea, 549 nucleotides long. The record is from the annotation of a GenBank genome assembly. Lineage: Eukaryota; Fungi; Glomeromycota; Glomeromycetes; Diversisporales; Diversisporaceae.